UGUGUGCAUGCAUUGCAUUACUCUGUUUCCUGUAUACAUAUCCCUCUGCUCUCUUCACACCAGGGGCGGACGGCUGGAGGGGAAGUGUGCUGCUGGGUACUUCUGCCAGGCCAGGAGCUUUGAAUCAACUCCCCAGGGCCACGAUUUCCCAUGGAGCUCCCUGGCUGAGUGUCCCUGGGGGCAGGUGUGCGCAGGCCUGUGCCCUGCAGGUUUCUAUUGCCAGGAGGGAUCCGAGGUGCCCACACCAUGCCCCCCCAACACCAUCCGAGCUGUCCCAGGGGCCAGCCAAAGAGAAGACUGCCUGCCUUGCCCCCCAGGCCGCUGGUGUCAAGCAGGAGACCCAGUGAGCUACCUCUGCCCUUCUGGACACUACUGCACUGGGGGGAACAUCACUGGUCCCAGCAGCGUCAUGGUCCCUCAGCAGUGUCCUGAGCAUACCUACUACCCAGGCCUAGGAGCACAGAGCCUAGCAGACUGCCAGCCUUGCCCUCCUGGCUACCGCUGCCCCAUGCCAGGCCUUACCACCUUUGAAGACUACCCUUGCCCCCCUGGGCACUGGUGCCCAGGGGAAGGAGACACUUUCCUUUGCCCACCUGGCACCUUCAGGACCCAGCCUGGUGCAGUCUCCUUGGAUGAGUGUGACCCCUGCUCUCCUGGAUAUUAUUGCCCAGACCCAGCCCAGACAAAGAUGCCCAAUAUCCAAGGAACACCUUGUGAACCUGGCUAUGAAUGCCCACCUGGUUCAGUAAAUCCAAUCAUAUGCAGACCUGGCUUCUACUGUGGGCUUCAUACAGGGCUCCCUUCCAUGUGUCCUGGUGGGUAUUACUGUCCUGAAGGAUCCUCGAGGUACAACACCCCCGAGCAGCUGUGUGUGUUUCCCUAUUACUGCCCCCCCGGGAGCAUGCAUCCGCUUCCCUGCAAAGGAGGAUACAUGGCGUGCAACGUGACGGGCCCCAGGGACUCCUUUGAGACAUGCUGCAGGCUCUGUGAUGCUGGCACCUACCGUAGUGACUUCCUCGCCACCCCAUCCUGCCAGCCCUGCCCAGCAGGCUUCACCUGCCCACCCGGCAGUUCAAAUUACCUCCAGCAGCCCUGCCCCAGAGGCUAUUACUGCCCUCCCAUGGCACAUGCCCCUGUGCCCUGCCCUCCUGGGACGCACGGAAACAGCAGCCUUGCAAAGCACCCUGAUGAAUGCCAUGCCUGUCCUGCUGGUUCCUUCAACCACCUCCGUGCUCAGACAGGGUGUUUUCCCUGCGGGAGCUCUUCCUCCUCACAGCCAGGUGCUACCAGCUGUAGCUGCCAUGGGCUGAACCGGGCAUUUCAGCAGUCAGAUGGCUCCUGUAUCUGCCAGGCAGGGUAUGUUUACUAUGAUGAGAGAGGCAAGAAAAGUUCUGACAGCAACAGUGACCAGGACUGCCAGUCUCAGGUGGAGGAGCGCUGCGCUCCCGGAGAGGUCCGUCUGGCAUCCACGCGCCAGUGUGUUUCACCCGAACAGCAUGACUGCUCUCCUUUCUGUGGCCCAGUGGGUGGAAAACUCAACGCAGAGCUGGGCAUGUGUCACUGUGAACAAUACGUCUCUGCUGAAGAGCUGUGUGACCGGGAGUGCCUGCUGAGAGCCCCACAGAUCUCUCUGAGGGUUGGCAUCAAUCGAGAGCUGCUUCUGAGUGUGGAGGAGGGGGAGGACAGAGAAGUGACCGGCAUCCUGGGACCAGAUGAGCACGUGCAGAGGAGCCAGCGGGUGCAUUUUGUUCUGUUUAGCCCAGGCGGGGUUUUGGGUGUCAUGAUUUCCAGCACAGAAGAGCUCAAUGAAUUCCUCACAGCCUCAGGAGGAUUUGGGCUAGCUACACCCUUGCAGAAAGGUUGGCAUAGCAAGGCCAUCCCUGCCAAGGAUCCACACCGCUUACCCCACAUCCCAAACCCCAUCGUGUGUGUGCAUGUGGGAGACACCAUCCUCUUCCAGCUCAGCAUCCAUCCCCAUGAUCGCGCUUCCAGUCACUACCCGGUCUAUCAGAAACAGCAUCUUUACAACAGCAACCCCAGCUGGGAUUUCGGUCCCUUCCGACGACUGGACCACCUCAUUCGGGAGACCCACCUCAACAUCUCCAAGUUUGCCCACGUUUUCCCAGAUCCUGGGAGAUACGUUUUCAGGGACAACACCGUCCAGGACCGUACCUUGAUUGUGACUGUGAAUGAGGAGAAUAUGGGCUGUGACCCUAAGGAUUCCUCCUUUCAGCCCUCGUCUCCAUAUCAGCUGGCCAGGCAUGGGAUCCUGAAGCACCGGAAGCUAAAUCUAGCGCCCAACUGGGCAGCUGUCACAGCAGUGCUCUUUGUCCUGGGCUUCUUGAUCUUCAUGCUGCUGACCCUGGCAAUUGUGCUGAGGCCCCCCAUCUCCAACCCCAGCCCCAUGAAGAGCUGGAAGCCACGAUGGAGGAGCCUGGGUGAGCCACACAUCCCUCCGGAGUAUGUCCUCAUUAAAGACAGCCUUCAGUUUUAUGAAGCCCUUGGCCCCCACGGCUCUGGUGAAGGAGCUGAUACCGGAGAGAAAGCAAUUAUUUACGGUGCAGGAGAGCAGCAUGCCCUGAGAAACCUGGAGGAUUUCAGUGUCCGCACCCUGUACGAUAAGCUGGAGGACCAGAACCUGCACCUGGCAUCUCAGUUGACCAAACACAGAACGGAGGUGAUGGCCUUUUACAGGGGGAUCAGCCAGAGGAUCCAGGAUCUGGCGGAUAUGGCGCAGGCUCUGAACUCCGAAGGGCUGAAAGUCCUCACCAAGCAAAGUGUCCCCGUGGAUAAGACCCAAAGCACCACUCAGGGAGCCACAGGUACUCAGAAGUGCAAUGAACCCACUGGCAAUGAUGUUCAAGCAGUGGGCUAUGCAGGUGCCGAGUGGCGAGAGGCAACGGAGUUAAUGAAAGCACUGAAAAUCCUCCUUGGUCAAGUCCGUUGUGGGAACGUGGCUGUGAAGACAGAGGUGACACAGCAGCUCCUGGGACAGGACAGGAUGGCCACUCAAGGGAAAGCAGAAACAGAGCAAGGACAGGACCCUGCUCUGUCCCUACAGCAUGGUCUGUCCAGUAGGAAAGGUGCCUUUGCUGGCCUUCCUGGCUAUGAGGAACAAGGGUUAGGCCUGCAGCCUGGGAGUGCCACGCUAGCCUGUCUCACUGAGCUGGAAGUGGAGAGCCUGAUGGCAACUUCCCCCCUUGCCAAGACCCUGCAGGAGAUCAAGCAGGCUUUGGAGAAGCACCAGCAACUGAAACAGCGUCCUAGUCCUCCUGCUGCUCCAGAGGCAGGGUUGCAUGAGAGCUCUCCAGGACUCACUGGGAAUGCCCUAGUCCCCAUGGAUCUAGCCAGCUUGUCUCCUCGGCAAUUUGUGGUAUACCGUUUUGGCUGUGCCAUGGUUCGUCUGCUAAGCAAGGCCUGCUUCCACCCAGCGCUGGUGCUCAUGUUGGCUCAGGCAAUCCCAGACCAAGAUCUGGCGGGGACUGAAGAGGAUUUUCAGAGCCCUGGAGCCUUUUACUAUGAUGCCAUCAACAGACUUCUGUACCUACAUCCAGCAGAGCUGGAGAAUGUGGGGGCAUUUAUUGCCACCCUGCUGAAUGCCCUGGCAAGGAUCAAAACAGGAUCUACCUCAGCUGCAGCUCCUGGUUCUUGCUUUCAGAGGGAGCUCAACAGAGCCAUCAUGGCUCUAGCCAAUGCCUUUUUCCAGAGUUCCUGGGGAGCAGCAGAGAAGGAUCCUAUAGAAGAUAACUCAUCCACUCUCUUAGACUGCCGGACAAUAUUUGAAGAACUGCUGAGGGUUCAAAUGUCACCAGAUCCCUGCUGCCAUGAGAAAUCCCAACGUGAGAGGUUGCAACAUUACCAAUGCUUCCAGCUGCGGGCAGAGAUCCUGGAUUCUGUUGAAAAUUUGGGGAGAGAAGAAGCCGGGAAACGGUCUGAAAACACAGGCAAGAAGAAUGCCGAUUCCCUUCACGUUCAGGUUGCAAAGCUGGAGGACAAGUUGGAUGAGCUGAAUGAGGAGUUUUUACAGCUUACAGUGCAGGCUUUGGCAAGCCAGAAGGAGGGGGAACUACUGGACCAGGAGCUCAGAGCCCAAGAGGAGUUGCUUACGCAGAAGGCAUGGGACACCCCUGGGGAGACAACACAGCACUACACAAGGCUGCUGGAAGCCUGGGCCACAAAGAGAGACCAGACCCAGUUGCUGGAAAUUCGAAGGAGCUGCCUUGCUCAGCGGAUUAGUGACACAGAAUCUGAACUGUUUCAUCUUCAGCAGACUACAGUGGCCACCGGCUUGUCAUCUGCAUAAGUCCUGCAUCCCCUCCAGCUAAAAGCAGCCAACCAAACAAGUUCAGUCAUUGCUGGAGUGAACAACACCUCUGUGCACACAUGCAUACCUAAUAUCCAUAGGACAGUCCAACAUGUAAUAACAUACAGAGACAUAUCAGUACAUACAGGGAGAUAAACAGACUCCAACACAAACUUACACAUGCCUGAUGUGAGUUAUGGAGCAUGUAUGUGCAGGUAAUUACAAGCAGAGGCAAAGACACUGUGGAAUACUAUUUUUAAAACCCUAAAUAUGCAAGUAUGUGGGCAUAGUCAUACAUGCUCAAAUACACACUGAUGGUUGCAUCCUGGAGUUCUUUAGGACAGUGGUUUUCAACUUUUUUUCAUUUGCAGACUCCUAAACUAUUUUAAAUGGAAGCGUGGACCCCUUUGGAAAUUUCAAAUGGAGGUACGGACCCCUUUGAAUUGUAAGUGUGGGUAUUCAUAUACUUGUGGUUGAUCAUACUUAUGUUUCGUGGACCCCUUCGACAUAAUCUGUGGUCUGUGGACCACAGGUUGAAAACCACUGCUUUAGGACAUUCAUAAGUAGGCAAUCUUGAAGAUUAUUAACCCUGUUCAUUGAUCUGUAUAUGCCACUGUCCAUUGGUGAGAUCCAGAAGAGCCUUCAUGUACAUUAUAAGCAACUACAUUGCAUUGCAAAGGGUAUUUUUCCUUCCUGGAUAAAAGCUGCUUUGGACCUCUACAGUCUGGUUUAUACCAUGCACUCAAGCAGUAACUGGCACUGCCAGUUCCAGGAAGGGUGGGCCCACAAAUUCCCGAGACAUCUGUGGGAUACUGCUAGGGACGUCCCUCAUGUGCUGAAAUGUGCCUGUUUCUAAAUUACUAAUUGAUCCUAAAACUUGGCCCUUUUCUUCCAUGGAGCUCAAAGCAGUUUACAUUGGAAUAAUGACUUUCACAAUGUUUUGGACACUAAACAUAGGGGAGAAUUACUUGUCAUGGUUUAGCAAGAAGGUCUUAAAAUUUACAUCUGGAAAAACAGCCGGCGCCAAAACUGACUUAAAGCAUGAGGAGGAGAGCGUCUGGGUUGUUCUGCGCCAUGUUACUGCUGUCCGGGUUCCAGCAGCAGACUUCUUCUAGUACUGCCGAGUGGCAGGAUUGACUUUAGAGGCAUUGUACAAAGACAUGGGGCAUUUGAAGGCUGGUUCCUUGCCAUCAUUUUACCUCUCUUCACUUGUUAGCGUUGCAGAUGACAGGGAAGCCAAUGGACUCCAUUCACUGUUUCAGAGGGGGAGAACUAAUCCCCAGUGUUUCAUGCCCUGCAUAUUUCCUUGUGUACUGGGAGAAGCUGAGCAUUCAGCAAGAUGUGUGCACUUUUCCUCUGUGCAAACAGUUCUUCAGAGCAACUUCUGCUCCCAGAGGCUCCAUCUGCAGCCCAAGCUCUGCAGCAUCUCCUGCCUCCAGAGAGUAGGACUGCCAGGAGCCGUGGCCUCUGUCUGCUGCCAGCGCGUUCACGUUAAUUAGGAGUGUGUUUCCAGCCUGGGAGAGGCCGAGACUUGUGUAGCGGUGAGCUCUCCCGGCAGAGAGCACUCCUACACCAUUCCUACUGUUAUUUUGGCUGCAAUGAGAGGGGCUGAGCAAACCCUUUGCCUUGGAAACCGAAUCCUGGAACUGAAAGUUGAUUGCUUUUUUAAAAGAAACUGUAACUUCCAUUCUUCAAGCCAGCCUAUGAUGAAGCCAAACUAAUGUCUGGCUAUGAAACAGGCCUGGUUUCGUUUGAGCAGGGCUAGAAGCAACAUGCUUCCUCCCUCCGUUUCUCCCCAGUUAUCCUCAGUCCCCUCCCAGGUGAGAUACUGUAAAGCAAAGCAUCCUGGCAAGGGGCCAGCCCAGCACCUUGCCUCCCCAUGCAGGCAGGUGCCUGACAGAAGAUGCCAAGAGUCCUGUUAGGUUUUUUGAAUGAAUAAUGGGCUGAUAUUUGCUCAGCUGCUGCCACAUAAAGACGUUUCUCAACCCUGCUGGUUCCUAGCCUAAACAAAUGUUUGCAAGGCCCACGGGUGGCAUGAUCCGAAGGACAAACAAGGCAUGUUGGUGCCUGGCAGCCAGGACAGGCACCCUAAGCUUCACUUUUAGCUGCCUUCUCGGUCGUAAGUGAAGGAAUCUGGAGACUCUUCCUGCCAGAGAACAUUUCCAGGUUAUUCCCAGACAUGUUUAUAACUGUGCUGUUCGGUGGUAAGUGACCUGCCCAACCUUGACUCUCCGUUGUCUCCUGUCCGUUCGCAAAGAACCAGGUUACGUGGGCUGGGUGAUCUCGGGACAUCUCUGGGGAGAGCUGUAGAGAAUGAACAGGCUCUUUUUAACAUUAACUGUAAGGUCCAGCCUCUCCUGGAGAGUAUGAAGCACUGCUGUGGCUGUGAGAGUGAAGGGGAAAUUGAGCUGGCAGAUGAGAGCGGCCAAGUGAAGAAUUUGCUCCAGAACCAGCAUGGCUAUGCCUCAGAGCUGCUGCAUGAGAGAGAACUGUGUGUGCUCCUCAGCGUCGCACGAUCAGAUGGCUCUGCAGAGGCAGUAUUUACACCGUUGCUGAAACAUGAAGGAAUUAUUAACCCUAAAUUUCUAGCAAAACUGGGGAAUUGGGAAGACUCCAAGGUACCGUCCGCCCGAGCAAGGUCCAGAAAGGCCAGCAGAAAACCCACCUUGCACUUAGAGAUCCCAGCUGCUGAUGCCACAACAAGCUACCCACUGACCGGCUGCGCUGUGUUGCCCAUUGGAGAUGCUUCACUUUCUGGAGGUGGCACUGCUGAAAAAGAGUCAAGAGUGGAAGGCACUGCAUAGAGUCUUGCUCCUGCCCAAGGAUCCAAGGAGCUUGCAAUCAAAAGGGUCAGACCUGCUCUACUCACCUCACUGACGUCUGUAGCAUGAUGAAAGCCAAGUGCCUCUUUCUGGGUAUUGCUCUGUGAGACAGCAGAGUGAAUUUGCAGCCAAGCUUUCUCCAUCUAAAUACAACCUCAACCAUGGAUACAGUUGUACAGACUGUGAAGAAGGAGCUGCAGACUCACAGAUGGGAGCAGUUUGACAGCUC
Messenger RNA from Alligator mississippiensis (American alligator), 7354 nucleotides. RefSeq lists its product as uncharacterized. The transcript is spliced from 35 exons. The record is from RefSeq and is a predicted model, not a curated record. NCBI's taxonomy places the organism in Eukaryota, Metazoa, Chordata, Crocodylia, Alligatoridae. Bases 8 to 4303 code for a protein of 1431 amino acids.